Molecule: messenger RNA, 1389 nt
Organism: Drepanopeziza brunnea f. sp. 'multigermtubi' MB_m1
Lineage: Eukaryota; Fungi; Ascomycota; Leotiomycetes; Helotiales; Drepanopezizaceae
Source: RefSeq, a predicted model, not a curated record
AUGUCUGCCCGCCCUCAAAACAUCGGCAUCAAGGCCAUUGAGAUUUAUUUUCCCAGCCAGUGCGUCGACCAGGUCGAGCUUGAGAAAUUCGAUGGCGUGAGUACGGGAAAGUACACAAUUGGCUUGGGACAGACGAAGAUGAGCUUCUGUGAUGAUAGAGAAGACAUCUACUCCUUUGCUUUGACCGCAACCUCCAACCUUCUCCGCAAGUACAACAUCGAUACCAACUCUAUUGGACGCCUGGAAGUCGGCACCGAGACCAUCCUGGACAAGUCCAAGUCGUGCAAGUCCGUUCUUAUGCAACUGUUCGGCGACAACACAAAUAUUGAGGGAGUGGACACGGUCAAUGCCUGUUACGGAGGAACCAACGCCGUCUUCAACGCUAUCAACUGGGUCGAAUCGUCAGGCUGGGACGGACGGGAUGCGAUUGUGGUCGCAGGAGACAUCGCCUUGUACGCCAAGUCAGCUGCUCGCCCAACUGGAGGUGCUGGUGCCGUAGCCAUGCUUAUUGGUCCUGAUGCGCCAAUAGCGUUCGAGGCUGGCCUACGAGGAAGCUACAUGCAGCAUGCAUACGAUUUCUAUAAGCCAGACUUGACCAGCGAGUACCCGAUCGUCGACGGUCAUUUCUCCAACAGAUGCUACACCGAAGCCGUAGACUCUUGCUACAAGGCCUACAAUAAGAGAGAGGCCGUUUUGAAGUCCCGAGCCAAUGGAAACAAUGGCAACUCCAACGGAGACGCAGCUGCCGAGUCCUCCAAGACUCCCAUCGACAGAUUUGACUACAUGACCUUCCACGCCCCCAACUGCAAGCUGGUCGCUAAAUCCUACGGCCGCCUCCUCUACAACGACUACCUUCAAGACCCCACCUCCCCCGCCUUCGCUGAAGUCCCCGCUGAGCUCCGCGACAUGGACUAUGUCAAGUCGCUCUCUGACAAAGUCGUCGAGAAGACCUUCAUGGGCCUCACCAAGAAGCGCUUCGCCGAACGCGUCUCCCCCUCCACCGAAGUCCCAACCAUGUGCGGAAACAUGUACUGCGCGUCUGUGUACGGUGGUCUCGUCUCGCUGCUCAGCAACGUCGACAGCGCGGCUCUGCAGGGCAAGAGAGUGGGGAUUUUCAGCUACGGCUCUGGUCUUGCUUCGUCGCUGUUCUCGGUUCGAAUCAACGGCUCGACAGAGAACAUCCAAAAGACGUUGAACUUGAAGGAGAGACUUGCCGCCAGAAUGACAGUUGCCCCCGAGGUUUACGAUUCGAUGUGUGAAUUGCGCAAGAAGGCGCACUUGCAAAAGAGCUACACCCCUACCGGCAGCGCAGACACCAUCGCACCCUCGACGUACUACCUUGUGAACGUCGACGAGAUGUUCCGCCGCAAGUAUGCCGUCAAGGCUUAA